AUGCGUUUCUCAUUGCUCUCUAUCCUCGCUCUUGCGCCUGCCACAUUUGCGCUAGUCCUCGAUACGCCCGUUAUGAAAUCGCGUCGGACUUGGGACCUGACAUGGAGACUUGACACGGAGGAUGUCGGCUUCUUCCUUACUCGAGACUUCAAAACAUUCGACUUUAUCGGUGUCGCUCCGGCUGAGCCAGAAAAGGCUACUGUUAGGGUACCAAGAGAGUUGCUUCGUCCAGGUGAUGUUUGGCUGGUCGCAUACACCAACGAUGGUAGAGGCCCAAUUGGAUAUAGUGAGAAGUUCACUCUGGAAUAA
Molecule: messenger RNA, 309 nt
Organism: Penicillium canescens
Lineage: Eukaryota; Fungi; Ascomycota; Eurotiomycetes; Eurotiales; Aspergillaceae
Exons: 2
Coding region: 1-309 (102 amino acids)
Source: RefSeq, a predicted model, not a curated record